GCGGGCGCCGCGCUCAGUGGCUGUGUGAUCUAUCCGCCGUACACACGCACUCAUGUUGCCAAAAAAAUAUAUAUGCCGGGAAUAUUUACAUUUAAACUUAAUUCUAUAAGAAGUAUAUAAAUAAAACAAGUGACGGACAUUUUACUGGAUUCUGUGAAUUGUUCUUUCAACGUGCAGACACGCCGGCCGGCAUUCUAACCUCUACGCUAUGGAUGCAGCGCAAGCGCACCCCUGUUCGGAUAUUUGACUGUGUGAGUGGAUUUUGUACAUUCAGUGAGUGGGGCUGAAAGCCUGCUGAAGCAAAUGCCACAAACAGUGCCCCGGUCCGGGUGCAGCCCGCCGUCGGCUUCUCAGGGCGAGAGAGCGGUCCCCGGCUCCCCCGCUGAUCUACAACAUCUUCUGCGCCUGCUCGGCGCUGCAUCCCCCCCAGAACCCAUGCUUCACUCUCCUCCAAACCCUCACAACAAACCACCCCCACCCUAUCCAGAAGAUAACACAAACAACGUUUUCUUGGAACGCCUAUACGACUUUGAGGGUUACCCUACUCCCUCGCCAUCUUCAGACGAAGGAUCUAUCCCAGCAGUCACCUUGCAGCCUUCAUCACCCUACAAUUCUCUUCAGUACUCUCCACAAGUUUACAUUAAAGAAGAACCUAACAGACUUGCCGUGCCCGGCUUUGCCUCCCCUUAUCCCUUGUCUCCGUCAGGAUCGUGCGUGUCGUACGGAAGCCACAAUCAAUAUUCAUCACCAGUCCCACAACACGAGGAAUACAUAGAUAUAGAAGAACUUCUAAAAGAAAAUCAGAUUUUACAAGAAAGUGUACAACAGAGCUACAUCACACCUAAAAUCGAAGUUGAAGAACCCAGAGAUCACAUUCUCCUGCGAUCAGCACUAGAAGACACAUCCUUCCAGAAGAGAUUAAAUCUCAGACCAAUUCCUUUAGAAUUGGGAAGUGUAAAAAUGGAAGAGAGCAGUGGAGGUGACGAUUCUCUAGUGGCACCAGACAUCGAUCGAGUUCUCAGCAUGGCCAUCGAACAGACCAAGAGAGACGUAGACAACACAUGCACUGUACUUGGAAUCUCACCAGAUCCAAUGCAGUGGACCACCGGGGACGUAAAGGCAUGGGUGAUGUUCACAUUGCAACAUUACAACCUACCAAUGGUACCCAUGGAAAACUUCACAAUGGAUGGCGCAGCACUUGUAGCACUAACAGAAGAAGAAUUCAACCACAGAGCACCCCAGGCGGGAAGCACGUUGUACGCUCAGUUGGAGAUCUGGAGAACAUCACAGGGGUCUGAUCAUCAACAGUUAUCAGCUUCACCGAUCCCAACGCCAGCAGGAUUACCGUCAGCCGACGACAUGAGUGAUGGGUUGGCAAAGAAUCAAGAGUUAGCAACGGAUAAGAUAGAUGAGGACUCAGAGUCAGCGGGAACGAGUGCGACUGUUGGAGGCGGUAAAGCAAAGACUGGAAGCACACAUAUACAUCUGUGGCAGUUCUUGAAGGAACUCCUUGCAUCUCCCCAUGUGCACGGUUCAGCGAUACGGUGGUUAGACCGAAGUAACGGUGUAUUCAAGAUUGAGGAUUCAGUGCGUGUUGCCAGACUGUGGGGCAAAAGAAAGAACAGGCCUGCGAUGAACUACGACAAACUGUCCAGGAGUAUCAGACAAUACUACAAGAAGGGAAUCAUGAAGAAAACUGAGAGGAGCCAAAGACUCGUCUACCAGUUCUGUCAUCCGUAUUGCUUAUAAAUACUCUUUAGUUUAUAAGUAAUGUAAAUAAUUUAUUAACGUUGUAUAUAAGGGUGUGUGAGAGCCGCGGUAAUGCGGACGGUACGAUGACUGGCUUCGUUUUGCGGCUAAAUCGCAAAUCGCAGCGCAGUCGCCGAGUUUGUUGACAGCCGAAUUUUCUACGGUCCUUUGUAUCGACGUGUGUCGUGAGGCCGGGAAUUAAUAGGCGUCUUGUACACUAUCCCUCCAUAAAAUUCGGGAAAGGUAAUUUUCUCUGGAAUUCUAUUGGACGGGACUAUUUGCUGUGUUAUGUAUUAGUUUUACCAGCGACUAGACUUUCGAUCUGAUAGUUCUCGAGUUAACGUAAGAUCGUUUUCGUCGAAAGUUGGUAAUGUUUAUCCCAUAUAUCUAUGAUAUAUUUCUAGUACGUUCUAUGAACUUUUAGUUAGUUAAGUAUUCUGUAAAUAUAAGAAAAAAUGUGCCCUCUAUUGUUCGGUACUUAUAGUGAUUUAAAAGAGAUUAUUCUCAUUCUAAGGUUUAUGAAAAUGUUGAAUAUUUUUGUAUGAAAUAUUAAAACAAAGAAAAAAUAAAUGUCAAUGUAUUUUUUAUAUUAAAAAUAAUUAAAAAAUGACGAGUUACGUCGUGUAUUGCAAUAAUAAUUUAAUUUAAGGUUUAAUAUUUAAUCAUGGCGGUGGAUUCGUGCGAUAAAACGUAUUUGAAAUUGAAUAAUUCGUAAUUUUGUGCCAAAUAGACGAUUAGAAUUUAUUCGGGGCAAAAUUGUAUUGUAUAAUUGUUUGUAAAUUUGGUGUCCCGCCGAUCUGUAAAUAGUUAUUGUAUAAAUUAUUUGCAAUAUUGGUGUCGGGAUAGUACUAAGAAAAUAAUAAAAUUUAUUAUCAUGUAUUACUUUAUAAGUCAACGCAGUUAGCGUUAUAAAUUUUUAUAAUUAUCAUUAUGAUUAUAUUGGACCAAACUAAUGUAGAUUUUAUGAAUCAAUUUUUAUAUGACAUAAUAAAAUUAAAUGGCCAUUAAAA
Messenger RNA from Spodoptera frugiperda (fall armyworm), 2759 nucleotides. RefSeq names its product DNA-binding protein D-ETS-4. The transcript has 7 exons. Gene Ontology annotation, molecular function: sequence-specific DNA binding; DNA-binding transcription factor activity, RNA polymerase II-specific. Gene Ontology annotation, cellular component: nucleus. The record is from RefSeq and is a predicted model, not a curated record. Gene Ontology annotation, biological process: regulation of transcription by RNA polymerase II; cell differentiation. NCBI's taxonomy places the organism in Eukaryota, Metazoa, Arthropoda, Insecta, Lepidoptera, Noctuidae. Bases 304 to 1749 code for a protein of 481 amino acids.